Xiphophorus hellerii (green swordtail) is the source of this 1192-nucleotide messenger RNA. It is a transcript of the gene ckmb, whose product is annotated as creatine kinase, muscle b. The record is from RefSeq and is a predicted model, not a curated record. The coding region runs from base 143 to 1177 and encodes 344 amino acids. The transcript has 8 exons. Lineage: Eukaryota; Metazoa; Chordata; Actinopteri; Cyprinodontiformes; Poeciliidae. Gene Ontology annotation, molecular function: creatine kinase activity. Gene Ontology annotation, biological process: phosphocreatine biosynthetic process.
GCCAUCCAAUAGUUACAGAGAUCUGGGUAUAAAGGCUUUAGUCCAUCACCUGUCAGAGCUGGGCAACCCCUACAUUGGGCGAACAGGAUCUGAUCCCAGGAUUUGUUACUUCUUUCUUUUCUCCUAAGCAGACAAAGUAAGAAUGGCAGCCAUGAAGAACUGCCACAACGACUACAAGAUGAAGUUCUCCGUGGAUGAGGAGUUCCCCGAUCUCUCUCUGCACAACAACCACAUGGCCAAGGUACUUACCAAGGACAUCUAUUCCAAGCUGAGGGGCAAAUCCACCCCUAGUGGCUUCACCGUGGAUGACGUCAUCCAGACUGGUGUUGACAACCCAGGUCACCCCUUCAUCAUGACCGUGGGCUGCGUCGCCGGAGACGAGGAGUCCUACGAGAUCUUCAAGGAGCUGCUUGACCCCAUCAUCUCCGACCGUCAUGGCGGAUACAAGCCCACCGACAAGCACAAGACUGACCUGAACUUCGAGAACCUGAAGGGUGGUGACGACCUGGACCCCAACUACGUGCUGUCCAGCCGUGUGCGUACCGGCCGCAGCAUCAAGGGGUUCACCCUGCCCCCCCACAACAGCCGUGGAGAGCGCAGAGGCAUCGAGAAGCUGAGCAUUGAAGCCCUGUCCACCCUGGACGGCGAAUUCAAAGGAAAGUACUACCCCCUGGACGGCAUGACCGACGCCGAGCAGGAGCAGCUGAUCGCUGAUCACUUCCUGUUUGACAAGCCAGUGUCCCCCCUGCUGACCUGCGCCGGCAUGGCCCGCGACUGGCCCGACGGCAGGGGCAUCUGGCACAACGACAACAAGACCUUCCUGGUCUGGGUGAACGAGGAGGAUCACCUGCGCGUCAUCUCCAUGCAGAAGGGAGGCAACAUGAAGGAGGUUUUCAGACGCUUCUGCGUCGGCCUGCAGAAGAUUGAGGAGAUCUUCAAGAAGCACAACCACGGCUUCAUGUGGAACGAGCAUCUGGGCUACAUCCUGACCUGCCCCUCCAACCUGGGCACCGGCCUGCGCGGCGGCGUGCACGUCAAGCUGCCCAAGCUCAGCACGCACGCCAAGUUCGAGGAGAUCCUGACCAGGCUGCGUCUGCAGAAACGCGGCACAGGUGCGGCAACCGCUUCCUUUAUUCUGCUGGGCGGAAGAACAGGUGUUACACCCAGAGGCGGCUAAUAACGAGUAGUUAUU